GAGGCAGGGCUUUGCUGGUUACAGACCCCCCCCCAUGUGCUCUCAGAGCCCCCCAGGUGUGGCACAAAGGGUUUGCCCCAGGCCUGGGCUCUGCUGGGUGUGUUUCCAUCCUGCACCCAGAUAACUCCAAUGUGCAGCUCUGCAUGCAGGAGAUAAUUUGGAUACACCUCUGUGGUGUGUGGGAGGAGAUCCCUGCGCUGCUCUUGGCUGCCUUUUAUAUCAGGAAAGGGGGGGAGGAAGGCCGUGUUUUCUUCUGAGUGCCAAACUGCUGAAAAGGCUCGUUUGUUUUAAAGGGAGUGGAAAAGCCCUUUGGAAAGGAGAGCUGUGUGUGGGAAGCCAGCAGUGCCAUGCUGGAGUGCCCCAGGAGGGCUGUGCACGGAGCAGAGCACGAUGCCUUUCCUGCACGGAUUCCGCAGGAUCAUCUUUGAGUACCAGCCCCUCGUGGAUGAGCUCCUGGGGCUGCUGGUGAUGCCGGACAGGGAAAGGCAGAGCUCCCUGGAGAGCCCUGCCUGUCUGGGCAGUGACAGGAGCCAGCUCUCGGCUGUGAGACGAGUCCUGGAGAGGGAGACCCACUCCCCGUUUUAUCAGGAAGGUGUGAGCUAUGCCCUGCUGAAGGUCACCGAGCUGGGGCUCGUCCCUGCUGCAGAAAUCCUCCUGGAAUUUGGUGCUGACCUCAGCUUUGAAGAUCCCGUCACCUACUACACCCCCCUGCACAUCGCGGUGCUGCGCAACCAGCCGGACAUGGUGGAGCUCCUGGUGCACCACGGCGCCGACAUCAACCGGAGAGACCGGAUCCAUGAGAGCAGUCCCCUGGACCUGGCCAGCGAGGAGCCCGAGCGGUUGCCGUGCCUGCGGCGGCUGCUGCAGCUGGGGGCCGAUGUCAAUGCUGCUGACAAAAACGGGAAGACAGCGCUGCUGCACGCCCUGGCCAGCAGUGAUGGUGUCCAGAUCCACAACACCGAGAGCAUCCGGCUCCUGCUGGAAGGAGGCGCGGACGUCAGGGCCACCACCAAAGAUGGUGACACUGUCUUCACCUCCAUCAUCUUCCUGCUGGGGGAGAUGGCGUGCAGCAACACCGAGGAGGCCCAGGUCAUCAACCGCUUCUGCUUCCGCGUCACGCAGCUGCUGCUGGCCCACGGUGCCAACCCCAGCGAGUGCCCGGCCCCCGAGUCCCUCACCCACCUCUGCUUCAAGAGCUUCAAAUGCCACUUCCCGCUGCUGCGGUUCCUGCUGGAGUCAGGAGCUGCCUACAACUGCUCCCUCCACGGUCCCUCAUGCUGGUCAGGCUUCCACAUCGUCUUCGAGUGCCUCUGCUCGCACCUCAGUGUCUCUGAAGAUGACAGCUUCUCCACAGACCUCAUCCAGAAGGGCCAGACUCUGCUGGAGCUCAUGAUGGCCAGCUCACAAGCCAUCCAGCUGCCCAGCAAUUUCGAGGUCAACACCAGCAGCUGUAGGUACCACGGGGAGAAGGUCAGGACUCUGUUCUGCUCUCUGAAGCAGCUGGAGCGCUCGCCACAAGCACUGAAACAUCUCUGCAGGGUGUUCAUCCGGCAGCGCCUUAAACCGUGGCCAGUAGAUGUCAAAAUCAAGGCUCUACCUCUCCCAGACAGGCUGAAGUGGUACCUCCUCAUCGACCACGCUGCUGCCGGGCACGAGGACCUCUGAGCCUGACAGUGCCUCUAUGUCUCCUCCCUCCACUGUCCUGCUGUGCCUGCAGCCUCUACAUCUCUGCUCUGGACAGUUUUACUCACAGCAAAGAGGUGCUGCUGUCCAUGUGCCCAUGGUUUGGCCAGUGCUGCCCACGGAGCCCCUCUCUGUGGCAUUCUGGGCACAAUAUCACACGUGUGUCUGUGGAGGUCUCGUCGCUCUGGUGCACAUCAUGGGGGGGGUGGGAAGAGCUCUGUGGGUCUUUGGGGUGGAGAGAGCUCCUGGGCACUGGGGAGCCAGAUACUGGGGCAGAGGGCUGGUUUUGGGGGAGGUUAAGCAAAAGCCUGGGGGCAGGACCAGUGUGUUGGGUGCUGUGUCUGGACAGGCAGCGUGUCCCCUCUCUCCCAGUGCUGCCAUGGGUGGGUGACACAGUGCCUUAGGUGUCUGGUGGAGUUGUGCCUCGGGGUGCUGGGAGAAGGAGAGCACUGGCAGCACUCUCCUGGCUUCCUGCCUCCAGUCCUGGUGGUGGAGGCAGGUCCAGCAUCACCCUGUGGGUGUGGAUGCCUUCCUUGCUCAAUCUGGGCUUCUGAAUCCAGGGAUGGGAGUGAGGGGAAGCAGGGCUGGCAGCGGUGGCCAACUGCUGCACACCCUCUGUGUUUCUGCACCCCAUCCUGGCACAGAGGACCAUUCACCAGGCAUGUCUUGGAGGUGCUGGGCUCCAGAACAGACAAAUGGAUGCUUCUUGGCUUUGUGGUGUGUUCCCUGUGCAAAGACAAGGAACAGACAGCUAACUGCUGAGUGCCUUGUGCCUCCCUCCCUGUUCCUUGUUUUUUUUCCUUGCUGACUGCUCCCAGGUCCUCAUUCUCCAGUGCCUCCUUCCCAGGAACACAGAAUUGCAGCAGGACUCUAGGGUUUUCUUUUCAACCUGCUACUGGAACCUGCAAACUCUGGGGCUGCACCUGGAGGGUUUGAGUCCCAGCCUUGCCACCUGGCUCCCUCCUCCUUCUAAGCAUCUGCUUUUUUGUGACAUGCCAAAGACUGGCUGCAGAGCUGAGCCCCACACAGUUUUGUUUUGGUUUUUUGUUUGUCGUGGGGAACAGAUCCUGAAGAGGAUGAAAAGAGGAAAAAUCUGUUCUGAUUAGGGACAGUUUACAGCAGGUGGAUCUGGGAUUCCCUGGCAGUUUGGCAGCAGAAGGGUUGUCUCCCCCAUCAGCCUCCUGGCAGCAUCUGAGUUUUACCCUCUCCCGCCCCGUGGAACUGGAGCUGUGUGUCCUGAUGACCUGGUGUUUAAAAAAAACCCAGUAAUGUGAUCAAAUUCUGCCCUGGUGUCUGGAAUGGGAACUGAGCAAUUAAACAAGGCCUUUUGUAAUAAUGA
Messenger RNA from Manacus vitellinus (golden-collared manakin), 3022 nucleotides. It is a transcript of the gene ASB6, whose product is annotated as ankyrin repeat and SOCS box containing 6. Gene Ontology annotation, biological process: intracellular signal transduction; protein ubiquitination. The transcript has 6 exons. Gene Ontology annotation, molecular function: protein binding. Bases 391 to 1665 code for a protein of 424 amino acids. Lineage: Eukaryota; Metazoa; Chordata; Aves; Passeriformes; Pipridae. Gene Ontology annotation, cellular component: BRCA1-BARD1 complex. The record is from RefSeq and is a predicted model, not a curated record.